CAAUCAUUCAGAGUAUUAAUUCUGCCAGUGACAAGAGUAACGAAUCGAGCCAAACCUCUCCAAAUUGAGAGCGAGCUUGCUGGUCUGCAGUCAUGCUCCAGGAGGAUUGCUGGCCACCCAGAGUAGAUAUAAUCGCAUCCAUGGAUAGACCACAUAGAGAUUGGCGGCAUGACCUUAUCUCCCUUUUUCGCUUCCUUCUAGACUCGCUCCCCCCUCUCCAACUCUCAACACAGCAUCAUUUACCCAUGCACCAUGUCUUCUCAACCACCAACACCCCCGCCGCGAGAUCCUACAUCCGAGAGAACCUUUAGGUUCCACGAACUAGGCACGCCAUGCGAAUGGGCCGAGUCUUACCACCCCGGUGGAUUCCAUCCUGUUCAUUUCGGUGAUGUCUUUAAUGACCGUUACGAGGUCAUUCGGAAGCUUGGGCACGGAUCUUUUGGCACCGUCUGGCUGGCUUGGGAUUAUUCCCUCUCUCGUUACGUCGCUCUGAAAGUCGAGGUUGCUAAACUGUAUGGAUCUGGGGAGCUUUCAAUCCAAAAUUUUAUCUCAGAGAAAGCACCGCAAGACCACGAUUCGCAGUUUAUUGUUCAGCUGCUUGACUCAUUUGUUCACGAGGGCCCGAACGGGAAGCAUCAAUGUCUGGUCCUGGAGCCCAUGGGACCGAGUCUGUCGUCAGUUCUGAACGCUCCCGUGGAAAUUUACGAUCCUCUGAAUCCUUCGUGGCCACGGUUUCCAAAGCACCAAACCAGAGCAAUCCUCCGAAAUGUUCUAUGCGGCCUCCAGUUCCUCCACGCAAACGGUGUAGUGCAUGGUGACCUCCAGUCUGGAAAUAUCUUGUUCGCUCUGCAGGACCUCGGAACCAUUGGCCGCGAGCAACUACAACAAGAUAAAAGCAACUCUCAAAUCGACUCUCUGCACCGACUGGACGGUAAACCCGAUAAAUGGGCUCCCAGCUAUCUUGCCGUGGCCAAACCACUUUCCGACUACACUCUCCCGGAAGAGGAGCAAGUAGUGAAAAUAGCAGAUAUGGGCGGUGCUUUUCUGGCCAAUAAUCCGCCCAACUCUGUCGUCACGCCUGCAGGUCUUCGGGCACCAGAAUUGAUCCUCAAUUGCCACCCCACUGGUUUCGGCAUUGAUAUCUGGAGUCUUGGGUGCCUUCUCUUCGAGUUCCUAACCGGCCAACCACUCUUCCAAAUACCUCCAAUUGGGGUCUCCCGCGAGGGUGUCGAUGAUGGCCACCUGAUACAACUCACCGACAUCAUUCAUCCCUUGCCAGAAGAUAUGAUCAAACAGUGGCCCAGGGCGUCUAAAUACUACGGGCCGAGUGGCGAACGCCUCGAUUCCAAGCCGUGGCAUUAUUCUUUGGGCGACGGGUCGGACGAUGAUACGGCUGACUGGCCCGAUGGGGAGGGCGAAGCGCAAGAUUCCGUGGGCGAGGAUGAGGAUCUGGAUGAGUGCGAGGAUGAAUAUGGCGAGGAGGAGGCUGCCUCAAAGCCCUACGACUCACUCGAGAAGUUCUUCAAGGACAGUAAGCCUGAUGACAUUGGUGAGGAGGAGGAAAGAGAAAUUGUGGCGUUGCUGAGAUGGAUCUUCGAAAUCGACCCGCUGAAACGCCCUUCGGCUCGUGGGUUGCUCGAGCACCCUUGGAUUAAAGGGGACAACUUUUGAUUCUAGUUACCUUCCCUAAGUACCUUGUGGUAGAAAUGGGAAUGUUGGAGCAUGAGGACCACGAGAAGAUCCAAACCAUUUCAAUAGAACCUCUCCGUUAUAUUUGGAAAUAACAGCUUAGAUGCUUGAAAAAAUGCCGAAAAUGCCUG
Messenger RNA from Phialemonium atrogriseum, 1820 nucleotides. RefSeq names its product serine/threonine-protein kinase SRPK3. The record is from RefSeq and is a predicted model, not a curated record. NCBI's taxonomy places the organism in Eukaryota, Fungi, Ascomycota, Sordariomycetes, Cephalothecales, Cephalothecaceae. The transcript is spliced from 3 exons. Gene Ontology annotation, biological process: protein phosphorylation. Gene Ontology annotation, molecular function: ATP binding; protein kinase activity. Bases 253 to 1671 code for a protein of 472 amino acids.